GAGCGAUAGGGUGAUCUAGGGUUUCUUGUGCGCUUCGGAGGUUCCCCUCCGUUCUCUGGUUCUUUCUCUCUCUGCACUUCGGCUCUCUUUUUUUUUUUUUCUUUUUCUUUUUAUUGUUUUAAGCUUUUUUUAGGGUUUGGAUAUUUGUUUCUUUUUUAGGGUUUGGAUCUUUGUUUCUUGGAAUCCAUGGCUUCUGCAGAUGUUGAAUUCCGCUGCUUCGUAGGUGGUCUCGCAUGGGCCACCGAUGAUAAGGCUCUUGAUAAGGCCUUCAGUGCUUAUGGCGAUGUUAUCGAAUCAAAGAUAAUUAGUGACAGGGAGACUGGCCGCUCCCGAGGCUUCGGUUUUGUCACAUUCAGCAACGAGCAAUCCAUGCGUGAUGCAAUUGAGGGAAUGAAUGGGCAGACUCUCGAUGGUCGCAACAUUACUGUGAAUGAGGCUCAGUCGAGAGGCAGCGGUGGUGGCGGCGGCGGAUUCCGAAGUGGUGGUGGUGGUGGCUAUGGGCGCAGAAGUGAUGGUGGUGGCUAUAACCGUGACAGUGGCUAUGGAAAUCGUGAAGGUGGUGGUGGCGGUGGCGGUUAUAGCCGUGGUGGUGGUGGUUCCCGCUAUUCUUCAAGGAGCGGUGGUGCUCCUGAAGGUAGCUGGAGGAACUAGAUUAAGUGAUUAGGUAGGGUUUGGUUAUGUGAGUUGUUAUAGACUCUGGUUUACAUUGUUAGGGUUUGGUUUGGUUUUUGUGGGAAGGAAGAUGAUAUCAUGGUGGUGAUGGCGGUUGGGGGUGUUGGUGUUGGUUUGGUGUGGUGCCUGUUUUUUUGAUCUGGUUACUGGUUACUCAGCAAGACUUCUCAUAUAUAUAUAUAUAUAUAUAUAUGCAAUGUUACUACUUUGUGGACCUCCAUUAUUUUGUGGUUCUCAUAAUGGGUUUGUAUUUUGUAGUGCAUAAGCUCAAACAUGGUAAGUAUAAAUGGUUUAAAGUAGAAUCAAAUUAA
This is a messenger RNA of Amborella trichopoda, 983 nucleotides long. Its product is annotated as glycine-rich RNA-binding protein GRP1A. The record is from RefSeq and is a predicted model, not a curated record. Gene Ontology annotation, molecular function: RNA binding. NCBI's taxonomy places the organism in Eukaryota, Viridiplantae, Streptophyta, Magnoliopsida, Amborellales, Amborellaceae.